This is a messenger RNA of Cydia pomonella (codling moth), 682 nucleotides long. RefSeq lists its product as uncharacterized. The coding region runs from base 236 to 646 and encodes 136 amino acids. The transcript is spliced from 4 exons. Lineage: Eukaryota; Metazoa; Arthropoda; Insecta; Lepidoptera; Tortricidae. The record is from RefSeq and is a predicted model, not a curated record.
GAAAGAAAGUUUUCUUUUUUUUCUGUGUGCAAUGCAUUAAAUAGGUACUAAAAGUUCCUAUAAAGUCUAAAAUUGUUUAUUUUAAGUGAGUUUCCGCCUACAGUACCUAUAAUUAGUUGACUGAUAUCAGCGAAAACAACCAAGUAGGUAGGUAAUUAUAGCGUUGACCCCUGCCCUCCUUCAUAGAAUUGCCGAUUUAGCCCAGCAGACGUACAGGCGCAGUGAAGUGAUCAACAUGUUUGUGUUGUCAUUAUCAGUAAUUCUGCUAACGGGAGCAGUUUAUGCAGAUGUGGAGACUGCAAAUCCGCCGCAUUGUACUAAUGUGACAAAAGGUACGGACUACGUGUAUCAUUACCGUUUCGACUACCCCGUGGCGUAUAUUCAUCCAGGCGUCAAAGAAGUUUAUCAACCCCUAUACUGCACGAAUCCUCCAGCAGUGGCCGUGGCAUCCACUAUAGUAUGCGACUGGGCUGCUCCUCCGCAAGUACAGUUCACUCUGGGCGAUGACUACAUGCACGUGGUGCGCCAGGACCCGACAGGCAAGUUCGCGGGUAACGCCAUGAUCUGGACUUACCAGCUGUGCAGCCACAACCAUCUGCUACCUGAACCCUAUACCUCUAAGAAGCUGAAUAUUACGAGGGCUUGAUGAUGCUGCUGACUUUAAUAAAUAAGGAAAAAUGUU